Messenger RNA from Fimicolochytrium jonesii, 853 nucleotides. RefSeq lists its product as uncharacterized. The record is from RefSeq and is a predicted model, not a curated record. Bases 35 to 490 code for a protein of 151 amino acids. Lineage: Eukaryota; Fungi; Chytridiomycota; Chytridiomycetes; Spizellomycetales; Powellomycetaceae. The transcript is spliced from 5 exons.
CGAGGCUCUAUCAGGGGACACCCGAAUGCCAUGAAUGUCUGAUCUCUGGCUCACAACAGGAUCCCGCCGGAUCCCUCCAACUGGGAACCGCCCCCUCAAGCUCUCCCACCCUCGCGGCGGCAAGCAACUUGUCUCAUCGUCCAGUGUCUCAAACCAACUCCAAGGAGACUUCCCGCUGCUCGCCUUACCCAUGAAGGUUUCCGCCCUGAUUGUCGCCGUCUGUCUGGCGACCAGCGCCUCGGCCAGUACUAGAGCAUGCUCCAACAUCAGCGGGCUUCAAGUGCGCGCCUCACCGAGCGACAACGGCAGAUUGUUCGGCACCCUCCAGAAGGGCCAAUGCUCGCUCUGCUGGGGAGCGCAAUGUCAGUGGCAAAGGGGAGGGUUCAACGGACGGUGCGGGGGAACUGACAAAUGGGUGCCCAUCAGGUUCACGAUUCCCUCUGGGACCGUGAAGGGUUUCGUUCCCAAUAACUGCACAACAUGGAGGUAGAGCCUUUCCAUGAUCGCCAGAGCGAUGAUAGACGACUGCGGCGCGCAAAUUGAUGGCGCCUGGAAGCUCCCGAAAAGCGUUGGCGAUAGAUAGGGAGGCACCGAUACGCCCCCAUGGGAACAUAAUUUGACUUAGGGUCCUGAACGCAGGGCUCCUAUCAAACCCCCCAAAGAACUGAGGCAAAACUCUGACAAUCAGUUAUCCCGAGAAUUGUCUUCUGCUUGGCUACACCGCCGCCAGGGACAGCGUUCUCAAACAAAUUCUGACCAGUGUCACAAGACGUCUGACAGUCCAAAGACUUACUCCGGCGUGAAGUUGACAGAAUUGGUCGGUGUUCAAACGCCGUGAACGCGCGGUGUUGUU